Molecule: messenger RNA, 886 nt
Organism: Anopheles aquasalis
Lineage: Eukaryota; Metazoa; Arthropoda; Insecta; Diptera; Culicidae
Gene: Pop4
Product: ribonuclease P/MRP subunit POP4
Biological process (GO): tRNA 5'-leader removal; rRNA processing
Cellular component (GO): ribonuclease P complex; ribonuclease MRP complex
Molecular function (GO): ribonuclease P RNA binding
Source: RefSeq, a predicted model, not a curated record
UUUGCGGUUAAAAACGCGUUCCGUGUUCCAAAAUCGUUGUUAAAAGUGGGAAAGUCUGCAAAGUGCUCAUCAAACAUAGCCCCAACAAGCUAAAAGAACCAGAAAAUCGGGUCAGAGAGCAGGAUACAACAGCCCUACUGGGGUUAUUCCUCAUUAAACUAGAAGGAAAAGAAGUCGAGGAAGCUGAUAAUCAACGAUCCACGAUGAGCGCGAAACCCAAUUACAUGACCACCUUCGUGAACCCGGCGCGACACAAUGAAAUUCAGAGAUCGCUCACCGCCGCUAAAGUGUACGAAAAUUUGGAGUACCGGAAGCCCUCGCGAAAAAGAAUUUCCACAGAGCCGGUAAAACAGAAACGGAAGCUAUCCCGGAGAGAGGUCAAAGAGCUGGGUCUGUACGCGCUGCCGAGUGAUACGGUGCAGUACAAAGACGCCGUUCCACUGCAUCGGCUUUGGUGCGGCUACUUUUCCAAGUUCUUCCAGUCUCAGGGAACACCGGAUGUAACGGAUAGCUCGUACAACAUGAUUGUGGCAAGCCUCUUGAAGGCAGACUACCACGGGGCCAAGGUAACCGUCGUCCGGUCGAAGCAACCGUCCGUCGUUGGUGUGAAAGGAAUCGUCGUGCUGGAUACAAAGGGCACAUUCAAAAUCGUCUCCAAAGAUAAUCGACUGCGAACGAUUCCAAAGAACGAUUCUGUGUUUGAGAUACAAUCCAGGGAAAACGUGGUAACUCUAUUCGGCAAGCAUCUGAAUGCACGGCCUGCAGAAAGAUCCGUUCGAAAAAUCAAAGUGUUCUCGCUGCCAGAUCUAUAGCAUGUACGUAGAUAUGAUUGUUUUUUUUUUGUAAAAAAUGAAAUAUACAAAAAUAAGAAUCGCCUUACAUGGAA